UAUUCAACAGCAGUAUUUUAAUUUUAGAAUUUAACUAUAACUGUAACUGGAGUAAAACCGCUUUUUUUAAAUUGCCUUUUCGUUAGUUUUAAAAAUUUGAGUGUCUGGUUUUCAAUCAUGAUAUCAUGUUUUAAAGGAGGAACCUCUAAUUUUUGGAGGAAAAGUUAUGAAAAUACGCAAGGUGCACUUUAUACGAGCUCAACUAUAAGUACAGAUGAUAUGCCUCGCAUUUCAAAAAUCAUUGAAUCCUUGAAGCAGUAUGAUGUCUUUAAGUAUUCUGCAUAUCGGACUGCUUUCAAAUUGCGAACGAUUCAAAAAGCGUCAAAAUUGCAUAUGGUGGAUUUAUCAGUAAUAGGAAGCAUUUUGAAAGAUUAUGAGUGUUCUAAUCAAUCCAUAGAAGAGCCUAUAACCCCUUCGAAAGCUGAAAAUCUCUUGUGUGCCUUAUACACAGAAGCAAGCAAAAAAAUUGGUUUCACUGAAGAGCCAAAUUUAAUGGCUCUUCUGUUUCUUGCAUUUUUACAGAAUACAUUUGUUGAAGCGGAGAAACCUCUUCUGUUUAUUCAUGUGAAAAUUGCACUGACAUUGUUUUCUGCUGCAAAACUUUCGGGAGAAAAUAAAUAUCUGUUUUAUCAUUGUUCUGGUGGUACUAGCAUAAGUAAAGAAAACCUAGAACUGCUGCUGAAGUCACUAUCCAAAAUGGCUGAAAUUGUUGGAGAGCAAGUCACUUUUGGAUCACAUUUAGUGCCUGCUGCAGUAAAGCAUUGUUUAAAAUUUUGCAAAGGUAGAAUAACAGAAAAGAAAUUUAACAAAUGGCUUUCUCUGGAACCUCAGACAACAGUAUGGAUAUCUACUCUUCAUAGGAUAUCAGCAUCGGAGAAAAUUCAACAUACUGUUACAUGCAGUCACUGUCAAGUGAACCCUAUUAUUGGUCUAAGGUAUCGAUGUUUGCAGUGUAUCAAUUAUAAUUUGUGCCAGAACUGUUUCUUGUGCGGACAAAGGAAUCAAGGACAUAAAGAAAGACAUCCUGUUCAGGAAUUUUGUUUACCAGCAUCCGUAUGGGAAGAAACAAAAGCUACAAUGAAUGCUAUAAAGAACAAAAUUCCAUUUGCACGCUGUCCAGCUAGACCUUAUUUAAGUUUUGAUGAUGAAAGUUUAUAUGAAAGUUUCAGAGAUCCGUCCAAAAAUAUAUCUGUAAAAACAGUCCAAAAUCGUUCUAUGAAAAUGACAACUAAUGCGGAUCUUAUCAUAGAAUUGUCCAGUAUUAUUAACAAAUUAGAAGAGGAGAAAAAGCAAAUUUCUGCUGUAGUAGGUUUAUAUAAUGAAAAACAUGCAGCAGAAUGCAGAGCAGAAGUCUAAUGAUGCACAUGAAGAUAAAAGAAGUUUACCCGAUCAACCAGCAUUAUCUGAACUGAAUUCUAAUUUAGAAACACAACUCGGAAGACUAAAAACCUUGUUAGAAAACUUAAAAAAAUCAACUUUAGCCAAGAAGGAAAUGGGGGUUUCACCUGUGCCUCAUGCUCCAUUCAGCAAAAUGGAUCAUUAUUUUGAAAGUACUCCAGUCAACUCUGCUACUUGUCCUGUUCAAACAAAAGAUGAG
Molecule: messenger RNA, 1597 nt
Organism: Stegodyphus dumicola
Lineage: Eukaryota; Metazoa; Arthropoda; Arachnida; Araneae; Eresidae
Biological process (GO): synaptic signaling
Cellular component (GO): plasma membrane
Molecular function (GO): zinc ion binding
Source: RefSeq, a predicted model, not a curated record